AUGGAGAACCAGGGCGGUGAGGAAGAGCAGGUACGUGAGAAAGCCGGUGAGGAGAUCGUGAUUGUCGAGGGAGAGUUCAGUUGGUUUGCGGCGUGGAUGAUGAUGUUCUGGCUGGUGGUGUGCAUUUGCUCUGUGACCAUGGGUGUGCUGACCUUCCAGGGCGAUGGCAUCGAGCGGAUCUCCGAAGAGAUCUCCUUCGUACGGCAGCAGAAGCCGCCCUAUGGCCCCGCAGAGCAGCCCAACAUGGCCACCAUGAGAGAGAUCAAUGAGCCCUUCAGGUACCACCUGCCGCAAGUUGCCUUGUACUACUCGGUUGCAGCAGCUUCUCUUGGGCUUUUCACCGUGAGUUUCUUUGCAAACUCGAUGCUGCUGGAGACCCAAGGGAUUUCCCGAAAUGUGGACAUCAACAUGCUGAUCAAUGCAGGUGUCCAGAUCUACAUGUCGCGCACCAUCCCUGUGAUCUUGCUCUUUUUGGUCUCCGCUGGUGGCUAUGUUUUCGUCACAGCGGGCUGGGGCACGUUAACGUGUUUUGGCGCUGGAGCGCUGUUGAACCUGGUCUCUGCCUGGGUCGGCGUCCGCACCACCGUGCAAGGGACAUGUCGAUUGGCCACGCUGCUCUCAGAGAACUUGUCCCGCUCCGUCCAGCUGGGGAUGUGGACAGGAUCCAUCGGGGGCCUCCUCUCUACUUCGCUCGCGUUGGGGGGUAUGGCCGGGAUGUGGUUCUGGAUCUUAGACACCUCCUUGCUUUCGGGCUUCGGAUCCGGGGCCUGCCUCGUCUCCUUCUACCUGCGAGUGGGCGGGGGGAUCUUCUCCAAGGGCGCGGACUUGGGUGGCGAUCUCGUGGGUGAGAUGAGCGAGACGAAGUUUGACGAAGAGCGGCGCGUCUUCGAGUUACAGCAGCGCAUGGAGAACAUCGCGAACACGAGAAAAGAGCGUCUGCAGAAAGGCUUGGAGGACGACGAGGAGGAAGCCUUAGAUCAACUGCGUCUCUUGGAGGAAGAGAUGCAAGAUAUCUGUGCGGAUCUCCAUCCUAUCGACUUUUUGGAUGAGAUUGGAGAGGUUAUAUGUGAUGUGACCGGGACUUGCGCUGAUCUUUUCGAAUCCAUGGUGUUGAUCCUCAGCACAUCUGCCAUCAUCGGAGCGAAGAUAUCAGCGGUGCCACAUUUUCUGACGGGGCUUCCCUUCUGGAUUGUGGCCUCCGGCAACAUAGGAUGCGCCGUGGCAACUUUCAAAGUGCACUGCACAGAAAGAUACACCGCCAGAGCCAUACGGUGGUCGAUGCGUCUCAAUCUGGUGGCUGUGAUUGUCUUCGUGCAGUUUGUGCAGAUCGGGAUCAGCUACCUGGAGUGGGUGCAUGGCAGUAUCACCUUCUCCAUGUUCUGGCAUUUUGUUGUCAUCUCGAUGGUCGGGCAGCUUCUACCAGAGCUUUGCGUUAUGGCGGGCGAGUAUUUCACGUCCCCUGACUACUGGCCCAUAAGAUCAUUGGCAGCUAACUCCAAGAACGGAGUGGUCCAGGUUGUUCUGCAAGGUCUCGGUCAAGGCUUCCUCUCCACUUCCACGCCCGCCCUUCUUCUCGUGCUAGCUGUCAUGGUGACGUGGAUACUGGAGGGGCACUAUGGCCUGGCUUUGCUGGCAUCUUCCUCUGUGAGUGGUACAGGCUUCCAAGGCAGUCUCGCCUCGUUUGGGGCGAUCUUCACGAACGCCCACAAGCAGGUCCACUUGACGACGCACGACUCUUUGAGUCGGAACCGUGCAAACAUUUGCGCCACGGUGGGCGACACGGCUAUGCAAGCUGGAAAUACAAUCUCAGCCAUCAAUGCCUUCAGCGCCGUGUUCAAUGUUGCGUUGACUCUCCUGGCGGAAAGUUACACAGGUCGCAGCACGGACUACCAGGCUGUAUCAGGAUCACCGCUUUCAGAGUGGAGCCAAGCCGGGCUAGUGCUCGGCGUGAUCAUGCCGUUCCUCUUCACCGGCAACUGCACGGUCAGCUGUCUAGAGACGUCCAAGUCCUUCAUGCGCUUUUGCAAAGAAUCCACUGCAGUGUCCAAGCGGGCCGACCUCCCCUUCCCGCAGUCGCACCUCAAAGGAAUUCAGAUCUUGUGCUCGUUUGGGACUAUCACCUCGAUGCGAUUGGUGUUCAGCCCCAUCAUCCACUCGAUGAUCUGCCCUUUGCUUGGCGGCUUCUUUCUGGGCACAAAGGGCCUCAUCUGGCUUCUUUCGGGCAUGAAUGUGUUGGGAAUGUGCCUCAGCCUCUUCCUCAUCAACUCUGGCCAGUCGUGGGUCUCCGCAAGGAAGUACGUUCUCUUUGGCCACUUAAAGGCAGCCGACGGCACAGCCAUCGGACCCGAUUCGGCUCAGUACGGCUACCUCGGUGUAGGUGAGAUGAUAGGAGGUCCUCUUGAAGACACCAGUGGCCCUGCUUUGAACAAUUUUGUGAAGCUUGUAGCAGUGUUUGCCUUCAUCACUGGUGGUCUCUAUGAGAACGAGCCAGACCAGACGUGGCACUAUGGCUUCCUCUGCUUGUUCGGAUCAUUCAUCCUUCUGGCCCUUGCGAGGUGCAUCUUGUCCUGCAUCUUGAACUGCAUGACGAGAUAUUCGGAGCAACGCGAACUCCAAAGACUGCGGAAGCUGCGAGAGCUCGAAAGGCUGCAAGAGCAAGGUGAAGGCGACGAGGAAGACCUCGACGAUGAUGAAGAAAUGGCCAUCACUGCUGGGAUGUGA
This is a messenger RNA of Symbiodinium sp. CCMP2592, 2721 nucleotides long. The record is from the annotation of a GenBank genome assembly. NCBI's taxonomy places the organism in Eukaryota, Dinophyceae, Suessiales, Symbiodiniaceae.